CAUGCGGACGGGAGAGGGGCCCGACAGGCCUCUAGGUUCCGUGCAGAGCUGAGUCCGACAUGCAGGCGGGGGGUGAGGGCGGGUUCUUCUCCCGCCGCCGGAGCCGCAGUGCCGACACCGUGCGGCUCCGCCAGAGAAAAUCUGCGCUGUACAGCGCUGCCCCGGGGGCCGGCGGGGAGCGGGGCCCAGAGCUUUUUGGCGAAAACAUUUAUCUGGUCUUGUUUACCAUAAGUCUGCGAGUACUUAACUGCUUUUUAGUCCAGACAAGCUUUGUUCCAGAUGAAUACUGGCAGUCGCUUGAAGUUGCACAUCAUAUGGUUUUCAAUUAUGGCUACUUGACCUGGGAAUGGGCAGAAGGUUUAAGGGGUUAUUCAUACCCACUACUCUUUGCAACUAUCUACAGAGUUUUACAGCUACUGGCAAAGGAUGAUGUUCAGCUGCUGAUUUGGAUCCCUAGACUUGUGCAAGCAGUUCUGUCAGCUCUAGCAGACAUAAAGCUUUACUCAUUAGUGAGACAUCUAGAAAAUGCAGAAACAGCAAAGUGGGUGUACCUUUGCCAGUUGUGCUCUUGGUUUACAUGGUAUUGCUGUACCAGAACUCUAACAAACACCAUGGAAACUGUUCUCACCAUCUUUGCUCUUUUCUACUAUCCAAUGGAAGGCUCAAAGACGAGGAGCAGUUGCAAAUAUUUAACUUUCGUUGCACUUGCAUUUAUUAUUCGUCCAACUGCUGUAAUUCCAUGGAUACCUUUGGUGCUCAGGCAUUUCUGGCAAGAACAGAAGAAGGUAGACCUUGUUCUAUACAGCUGUAUUCCAGUAGGAUUGGUCACUCUAGGGAUUUCUUUAAUAAUCGAUCGUGUAUUUUUUGGUGAGUGGAUACUGGUUCAGCUGAAAUUCUUGAAGUUUAAUGUGCUACAGAAUUUGGGAACAUUUUAUGGUUCUCAUCCUUGGCAUUGGUACUUGACCCAGGGAUUGCCGGUUAUUUUGGGCACCCAUCUACCCUUCUUUAUUCACGGCUGCAUCCAGGCACCAAAGAGGUAUCGCAUCCUUCUAAUGGUAGUGGUUUGGACAGUGUUAGUAUACAGCAUGUUGAGCCACAAAGAAUUCAGGUUUAUCUAUCCCGUACUGCCAUUUUGCAUGGUGUUUUGUGGAUAUUCUCUUAAACAAUUGAAAACAUGGAAGAAAUCAGCAAUAACCUUCCUGCUUUUAUCAAAUUUACUCCCAGCCCUGUACACGGGUUUGAUUCACCAACGUGGCUCUCUUGAUGUCAUGAUUCAUAUGCAGCAGCUCUGUAACAAUUCUUCUAACCAAUCAUGGGCUUCUGUCUUUGUAAUGAUGCCAUGCCACUCUACUCCUUUUUACAGCCAUGUUCACUGUCCUCUACCAAUGAGAUUCCUUCAAUGUCCUCCAGACCUAACUGGAAAAGAGAGUUACCUUGACGAAGCAGAUAUAUUUUACUCUAAUCCUCUCAAGUGGCUUAAUGAGGAGUUUUACAAUGGUACAUUACCUACUCACUUGGUCUUCUUCAGUGUGCUAGAACAGGAAAUAUCAUCGUUUCUUGUCCUAAAUGGUUAUGAGAGAACAGCUACUGUCUUUCACACCCAUAUGCCUCAGGGACGAAUUGGAAGCCACAUCUAUGUCUACACAAGAAGGGUGAAAUGAAGCAUGCUUCAAGAUCAGUUUCUGAACUGGAACCAACUGAACUCAGUAUUGUACAGUGGUGUCUUGGUUAAACAACCUUCUAGUACAGAACAGAGGGCCGUGAUACUUGAAAAUAGGUAAGAAAAAUUGACAGGUCUGGCUCAAAUGUACAGCCAGUAGAUAAGGAUUAUACUGGGCGUAGUGUGUUUAGUGAUGCUUCUUCACUGGUGGAAAAGUGGAACUUCAGUGGCAAUAUUCUCAUCUUAUCUCUUGGUGUUAAGAGGGGAGGGAAAAAACAAGGUUCAUCCGUCUUAGGACAUUUAUAAAUAAUUAACAGAACAUCAACAGCUACUGCAUGACAUUUGUGAUUUAGAGGAGAGGAGUAAAACAAGACUUCAUAACCUCUAUGGGACUGUACAUCUAUGCUAAAUUUGUUUAUGAAUAAAGACUUUUACCCACAACGCCUCUUUAUUUUUCUUCCACAAUAUGCAGAUGUGCAAGAAAUUUCAAGUGCAUAUGUCAGUAAGCUGAUUAGAAUGCAGCACAGCAAAUUCUUCAUAAGUCAACAGGCUCUUGAACCCCCAAAAAAGACAAGAAGCAAGUAUAAGAUUACAAAACAUUCACAGAUGCAUUGCCAUAAUUUAGAUCUACUUUCUGAAGGAUGAGAUGAAGUUAGUACACCAAACCAUGUUAAUUACAUGUACAUUAUGGAUGAUUCAAUUUUGAACUAUACUAAUUAAGCCUAUUUUUCACACAAGUCACAACACACCUAGUUUCCAUAACAGUACAACUACAACCAAAAUCAUUUCCAAAGAACAGUAAAGCAACACUAGAGAAAAUGCGAGUUAGGAAGUUUGAUUGAUGCUUUUGAACAAUAGGGUAAAAAUCAAUCUGUAUGAAGAAACACUUGCACCUUGCAGUUUUGUUGAAAAACAAUUAGUUUCCAUGGAGGAACCACUAGAAAUUAUCUACUUGUAUCUUCCUGAUUUUACCAUACACAAAUUACUUAAUAUUUUGGAUCAAAGGGUAAUUGCCCCAAUUCUAUUUCAAGAUUUGCCAUAUGUCUUCCAUUAGUGCGACCAUGUUUAUGCCAUUUACCUUCUCUCUUAUUACGAUGGUGUUGCUUCUGAGUUUGUUUUUCAUGUCUGGAACUUUCAGAUUGUGUGAAAGUAGGCCUUUUAGCAGGUUGACUGAAAGGAAUAAACAAAACUUGGUUAGGAACUGUUGAAAAUAUCUUAAUAAAAUCAACUACAUACA
Molecule: messenger RNA, 2897 nt
Organism: Mauremys mutica (yellowpond turtle)
Lineage: Eukaryota; Metazoa; Chordata; Testudines; Geoemydidae
Gene: PIGB
Product: phosphatidylinositol glycan anchor biosynthesis class B
Exons: 12
Coding region: 60-1661 (533 amino acids)
Biological process (GO): GPI anchor biosynthetic process
Cellular component (GO): endoplasmic reticulum membrane
Molecular function (GO): alpha-1,2-mannosyltransferase activity
Source: RefSeq, a predicted model, not a curated record